AUGUGGUAAGUUGAAUCAUACAAAAAGGAAAAGCAAAAAAAAAAAAGAUCGCAACCCAAAAUUAACAAGUUUUAUUUUCUUUAUCGACAAAUGGAACCUAAUAUCAUUGGAGUUGCUAUGACCAAUUCAACAUCGAGUUACCUUGAACAGCAGCUUGAAAGGCGGUUCAAUGUGUUCAAGCUUUGGGAAUGUCCAACGUUGGAUCCUGACACCGCCAAAUCCAUCAGAGCGGUGGUUUGCAAUACUCAGGCCGGUGCCGACGCUGAUUUGAUUGAUUCCUUACCGGCUUUGGAAAUGGUAGCAACGUUUAGUGUGGGAUUGGAUAAGGUUGAUUUGAAGAAAUGCAUGGAGAAAGGGAUUAGAGUUACGAAUACUCCCAACGUUUUAACUGAAGAUGUAGCCGAUGCUGCGAUUGGACUCGCCAUAGCGGUUUUGAGAAGAAUUUGUGAGUGUGAUCGGUUCGUUAGGAGUGGUUCUUGGCUGAGUCGUGAAUUCGGAUUGACAACUAAGUUCAGUGGCAAACCGAUAGGAAUAAUUGGGUUAGGAAGAAUCGGGUCAGCCAUAGCGAAGAGAGCUCAAGCAUUUGGUUGCACCAUCAAUUAUUUCUCAAGGACCGUAAAGCAUCAUCUCACUGACUACAAAUACUUCCCCACUCCUCUAGAGUUGGCUAAGAAUUCUCAGAUUAUGUUUGUUUCAUGUGCUCUUACCAAAGAAACCAAGCACAUUGUGAACCGAGAAGUACUUGAUGCGUUGGGUCCAAAUGGCAUUCUUAUCAACGUCGGUCGAGGUGCUCAUGUCGACCAGUCCGAGCUCAUCUCGGCAUUGCUCGAGGGCCGUUUAGGAGGAGCGGGAUUAGAUGUAUUUGAAAACGAACCCCAUGUACCCGAACAAUUGAUUCACGAGCUUCAGGAUAAGACAGUGCUUCUGCCUCAUGUGGGAUCUGAUACCAUUGAUACUAAUAUUGCAAUGGCUGACCUUGUCAUUGCCAACUUGGAAGCUCAUUUCAAGAAUCAACCUCUCAUCACUCCUCAGUGUUAUCAUAGAUCUCGUGUGUAACAUUCAACAUGAAGCAUUGUUGUAAGGAAUAAGCUCGCAACAUUCAACAUCGCCCUUCACAAUCAGAAGAAGAUGAAGUUGUUACGAGAAGAUAAUGUGUAGGAACAUUUUUAAAAAUAACAAAAUAAAUUAAAAUAUUUACAAAGUAUAGCAAAGUUUUAGAUCU
Messenger RNA from Cucumis sativus (cucumber), 1222 nucleotides. RefSeq names its product glyoxylate/hydroxypyruvate reductase A HPR2. The record is from RefSeq and is a predicted model, not a curated record. The transcript has 3 exons. Bases 91 to 1056 code for a protein of 321 amino acids. Lineage: Eukaryota; Viridiplantae; Streptophyta; Magnoliopsida; Cucurbitales; Cucurbitaceae. Gene Ontology annotation, molecular function: NAD binding; glyoxylate reductase (NADPH) activity; hydroxypyruvate reductase [NAD(P)H] activity. Gene Ontology annotation, cellular component: cytosol.